CGCAGCACUGACGACACACGCACUACGCAAGCCCCUAGGACCCUCGCUUCCGGCCGCGGCGGCCCUAGCGCCGCGCGACCGGAUAGAUCGUCUGGUUUUGAGCGGUAUGCGGUGCUGAGGAGCGACGGACCCCUACGACGGCGCCAUGAACCUCCUGCCCUGUAACCCCCACGGCAACGGGCUGCUGUACGCCGGCUUCAACCAGGACCAUGGGUGUUUUGCAUGUGGAAUGGAGAAUGGAUUCCGAGUCUAUAACACCGAUCCGCUCAAAGAAAAGGAGAAACAAGAAUUUUUAGAAGGAGGAGUUGGCCACGUGGAAAUGCUAUUUCGCUGUAACUAUUUAGCUUUAGUUGGUGGUGGAAAAAAGCCGAAAUACCCUCCCAACAAAGUGAUGAUCUGGGAUGAUCUGAAGAAGAAGACAGUCAUCGAGAUAGAAUUCUCCACAGAGGUCAAGGCUGUCAAGUUGCGGAGGGAUAGAAUUGUGGUGGUUUUGGACUCGAUGAUUAAGGUGUUCACAUUUACACACAAUCCCCAUCAGUUGCACGUCUUUGAAACCUGCUAUAACCCUAAAGGCCUCUGUGUCCUGUGUCCCAACAGUAACAACUCCCUCCUUGCCUUCCCUGGCACUCACACUGGCCACGUACAGCUUGUGGACCUGGCCAGCACUGAAAAGCCACCAGUGGACAUCCCCGCACACGAGGGUGUCCUGAGCUGUAUUGCUCUCAACCUGCAGGGAACAAGGAUCGCCACCGCAUCUGAAAAAGGGACCCUUAUAAGAAUAUUUGAUACUUCAUCAGGGCAUUUAAUCCAGGAGCUACGAAGAGGAUCUCAAGCAGCUAAUAUCUAUUGCAUCAACUUCAAUCAGGAUGCUUCUCUCAUCUGUGUGUCCAGUGAUCAUGGCACUGUGCACAUUUUUGCAGCUGAAGAUCCAAAAAGGAAUAAACAGUCUAGUUUGGCAUCAGCCAGUUUCCUUCCAAAAUACUUCAGCUCCAAGUGGAGUUUUUCCAAGUUUCAGGUUCCUUCAGGAUCUCCAUGCAUCUGUGCCUUUGGAACAGAGCCCAAUGCGGUCAUUGCUAUCUGUGCAGAUGGCAGCUACUACAAGUUCCUGUUCAGUCCUAAGGGUGAGUGUGUCCGGGACGUGUGUGCACAGUUCCUGGAGAUGACCGAUGACAAGCUGUGACUGUACCUGUGAGUGCAGGUUGCAAACAUUUAAAUUGUGCACAGCAGCAGAUUCUCAGUUCUGCCAGUUCCUUUAUGCUCCUGUAAUCGGCUAACUGUGGAUUUGAUGUCAAGUAUGCAUGUUACCUUAUGUGUAUUUAAUCAUGAAACUUAAUUUUGCACACUUGUUUGUACUGUUUUCUUUGAAAUAAAAGUGACUAAUUUUGUUGUACUCU
Messenger RNA from Rattus rattus (black rat), 1394 nucleotides. It is a transcript of the gene Wdr45b, whose product is annotated as WD repeat domain 45B. The record is from RefSeq and is a predicted model, not a curated record. Gene Ontology annotation, biological process: protein lipidation; nucleophagy; autophagy of mitochondrion. Gene Ontology annotation, cellular component: cytosol; extrinsic component of membrane; phagophore assembly site membrane. The transcript has 11 exons. Gene Ontology annotation, molecular function: protein binding; phosphatidylinositol-3-phosphate binding; phosphatidylinositol-3,5-bisphosphate binding. NCBI's taxonomy places the organism in Eukaryota, Metazoa, Chordata, Mammalia, Rodentia, Muridae. Bases 146 to 1180 code for a protein of 344 amino acids.